Erythranthe guttata (spotted monkey flower) is the source of this 1664-nucleotide messenger RNA. RefSeq names its product ZCW7 (gene ZCW7). NCBI's taxonomy places the organism in Eukaryota, Viridiplantae, Streptophyta, Magnoliopsida, Lamiales, Phrymaceae. The record is from RefSeq and is a predicted model, not a curated record.
UCAAUCCGACGGUACGAAAAACAAGUCCACUUGUGGCGACAAAUAGGAAAAAGAAAAAAAAAAAAGAAUCCGACCGAGCGUCGCCACCACGCUCCACCAUGAGCCACCCUGAACCUAACAAAACCCUCCUACCAACAGAGUCGUCCGACCUCGAAUCCGGUCUCUCCCUCACCCCCCGGAUUAAACUCAACCUAACAAUCCACCGCGCAGACAAAUCCGUAUCCCCAAUCGACGAGUGGAAGUUCAAGCGUUCAUUUAUCGACUAUCUCAGAAAAUCACACUCGGUAGCUGUUCCGGAAGAAGACAUCAAGGUAUUCAAGUACAGAGACCUGAAAAAGCGGAAGCGCGAGGACCCCGUCGCGCGUGGGAGCUUCAUCGUGGUGGAUUUAGGGUUUCUGUCGAAGAGGCUGCGUCUGAAUGGGGAAGACGCGAUUGGGGAGGAGUUUCUGAAGUGGAGGAAGCAAUUCGCGGCGGAGAUUGAUGGAAUCGAGCUGAAUUUGGAGGGCGUCAAAUUUAGGUUGAACGCUGAGGUUCCAGAAGGGGAUGAUUUUGAAGGCAUGAAGAAAGAGUGGGAGGAGCUUGCCGCGUUUGGAACGAGAGGAUAUUCGAGAAGUGAGAAGCAGCAGCCUGAUACAAUUAUACUGAGAGGCCUUCCUUCAAGGUGGUUUGCCGAGCCUCGAGUUUCGUCAAAACCAUCAAUGCUAGUUACUCACACAAUCUUUUCGGUGUUUGGGAAAAUAAGGAAUCUUGAUGUUAGUGAGGACAAUGACAUAGGUGAGGAUGAGGAUGAAGAUGGCGGGAACCUAGUUACAGGUCUCAAUUGUAAGAUUGUGGUUCAGUUUGAAAGUCACAAGGACUUCUGCAACGCCUUGAAGGUUUUAUCUGGCCGUUCCUUAAAUAAGCAAGGAUCACGCUUAAGGGCUGACUAUGAAGUGACAUGGGACAGAGAUGGGUUCUUUCGGAACAGUAGAAACCGAUCGGAACAAAGUAAAAGAUGGAUGCCGGUAACUGACGUGGGAAAUUAUAGAAAUGAAGCUUCUGGAAGGCAUGCACAAGUCUCUCGAAUUAGCCCCGACGAUGCACGGAGAAAGCGGUUGAAGGAUUGAAGAGAAGUUUGGAUGUCACAGAAGAUUUCAUGGUUGAGCCGAAAUUCUUUAGAAUUGAGGAUUGGGAGUUACAGUGUUGCUCAUGUUCGAAGGAGUACGCUUGAGGAAACCAUGGUUGUUCUUACUGUUCCUAACUUUGACCACGAUUGGUUUUACGUGUUUUGAAUCGCUGGAGUAGACGAAUUGGACAAAGGAGAUUUCCUCGGACCCCAUCUGCAUGUAAAUCUGCUGCUUCUUUUCGUCGAGAUCGGAUAGAAGUGCUGAGAAUUUGUCCAGGCCUCGAUUUGAGUAAGGGUUAAUCUUGCUGCUAUUGCUUAAACUUUUGCUCCUUUUCGAUCUCUUUAAGGUACAGUACUGGUUGUUGUAGUUUUCAUCUUUUUUGUGAUGGCUGAAGCUUCUGCUGCCACAGAUGAACAUUUGUGCAAUUUUAUCGUUCGGUAGUGUAAUUCUCGGAAUUUUGUCUGUUUGGGGUUUAUUUUGUUUUGUUUCUCGGGAUUUAUAGAAGAAAUGUAAAAGUAUUUUCGAUAAAUUCCAUGGAAGCUUCUUCGUUUCGUAUGC